GAAAACGCGAGACAAUAAAGUAGACUCAAUGCAAAGCGAAAAUGUUGGUGAAGCUAAUGGAUGGGCGAUGGGAGGUGACGUAUUUUGUUCAUGACCACAAUCAUCCGCUGGUGAACAAACCUUCAUUGUCCAAAUACUUGAGAUCCCACCAAGGCAUCUCUCCUGAUGAAAAGGAGUUUUUGCGCAUCUUGUAUAACUGCAACUUGACUACAGGACGUAUGAUGCAUGUAAUGGCAGAGUUCUAUGGAUCUGAGAUGAUGGUGCCAUUCGGACCAAAGGCAAUAACAAAUCUGUGUACAAGUUUCCGUAGAGAUGACACAAAGGAGGGUGAUCUGAUUGAGACAAUUGCGCACUUCAAGGAUAUACAAAAAACUGAUCCAGACUUCUUCUAUAAGGUGAAAUAUGAUGAAGAGGACAGAGUUGUCAACAUAUUUUGGGUGGAUGGCUUAGCUCGAAAAGCUUAUACGGAGGCGUACCACGAUUGCAUAUUGUUUGACACCACCUACAUGACCAACAUGUACAAUAUGCCAUUCGCGCCCUUCAUAGGAAUAAACCGACAUGGCCAAUCUUUCAUGCUGGGUUGCGCAUUUGUGAGGCAGGAGUUGGCAUCGAGCUUUGAUUGGGUCUUUGGAGCAUUCCUAGAGGCUAUGGAUGGCAAACCUCCUGACAACUUCAUCACUGAUCAGGAUGGUGCAAUGAGGCAGUCAAUACAGAGCAUCUUUCCAACCACCGUGCACCGUUGUUGUCGAUGGCACAUCAUGAAAAAGGCUCAGGAAAAAGUUGGUUGGCUGUUGUGCCGGAAUCCAGGACUCUCUGAUGAUUUCAACAAGUGUGUUGACUUCAGCUUCACUAUAGACGAGUUUGAACAGAAUUGGGUUGGGUUAAUGAUGAAGUACGAGGCUAUGACACACACGCACUUUGAGAAGUUGUACGAAUACAGGUCAACUUGGGUGCCAUGCUACUUCAAACACAGGUUCUUCCCCUUCCUACAGUCUACACAGCGUAGUGAGGGGUUCAACGCCGUCCUAAAAAGAUAUGUGAACCCACACAACUCAAUGCUGAACUUCGUCAAGCAAUAUGAAAAAAUCCAGAACCACAUCCUUGCCAAGGAAGGCUGCAAUGAUUACAGGACAGAACACCUUGAGAUUGAGCUGUGGUCCAACUUCCCAAUAGAGAAGCAAGCUUACAAAACCUAUACUAGGGACCUUUACCGCAAGUUCAGAGAAGAAUUUGAGCUGAUUGGACAUUAUAAUGCAUUCCAAGUUGGUGCUGAUAUAUUUGAGCUCAAAUCGAACCAGGAAUUUGUUGCCAAAUAUGGUUCUCGAAACUACUUGGCGCAAGCAAGGGUGGGGGAGGGUUCCUAUUUGUGUGAGUGCUGUAAAAUGGACAAGGACGGCAUCCUAUGUUGCCACAUCCUCAAGGUGUUCACCCAUAUUGGAGUUUAUGUCAUACCGGAAAGGUACCUGCUAAGACGGUGGACACCUACUGCUGUACCUAGUGCGCCAGGGACUCGUUAUGAGCAACCAGAUGAAAUGCCUCCUCAAUCAAAGAAGCAGAUAAGGGAGAGGAACAUGAUACGAUUUUCGGAAACUAGCAAAGUUUGCAAGUGGUUCUGA
Molecule: messenger RNA, 1616 nt
Organism: Aegilops tauschii subsp. strangulata
Lineage: Eukaryota; Viridiplantae; Streptophyta; Magnoliopsida; Poales; Poaceae
Source: RefSeq, a predicted model, not a curated record